Raphanus sativus (radish) is the source of this 2838-nucleotide messenger RNA. Its product is annotated as lysine-specific demethylase JMJ13-like. NCBI's taxonomy places the organism in Eukaryota, Viridiplantae, Streptophyta, Magnoliopsida, Brassicales, Brassicaceae. Gene Ontology annotation, molecular function: histone demethylase activity. Gene Ontology annotation, cellular component: nucleus. The transcript has 11 exons. The record is from RefSeq and is a predicted model, not a curated record. Gene Ontology annotation, biological process: chromatin remodeling. Bases 417 to 2726 code for a protein of 769 amino acids.
UACCUCCUCUCUCUCUAGGUCAUUCUCUCUCCUCUACGCCGGAAAAUCGAUUUCCUCCGGUUGCUAACCGUUUUUUGGAUUCAGUUUCUAGCCGAGGAUAAGCUUUUAUUUAUUAUAUCCUUUCCUCUGGUGGAUAAGUGUAUGUGUUGAUUUUCGACGUUUCGUCAUUGACUCAGCAGCUACGCGGCGAAUCGGGAUCUCCGCGUUUGACUCGGUCCUCGCUCGUUUCCGCCGCGUUUUCGUAGAAUGUGGCUUCCCUUAUUCGCAUGCCAGGGCUUUUAUAUUUGAAUUCGCAGCUUCGUGAUCGUGAUAUCUAGGUUUUCGUCUUCUGUUCUCUCCUUGUUGCGGUUGGUUGGUUUUUGCAAUCCGUCGCGGGAAAACGGUGGCUCGCGGUGGUGGCAGGAUUACGUUAUGCUAUGGGGGCGGAGAGGAGAAACUACUUGUCGAAAGAGGCGGCUAUUAAUGGGUUAGAGUAUCUCAAACGCAAAAGGCUUCAGAAAACGAGAUCAGGCGCUGUCAAUGGAACAGUAGGUCGUCUCAGCGCAAUGGCUAGAAGCGGUGGUGAUGAUGCUACGAGGCCAUCUUCAGCGUCAUGCGGAAUGAGAGUAUCUACUGGCAAGGGUGCCUUUUUUAAGGAGGAGAGGUUUGAGACAGAUGAUGAUGUUAAGUGGACCGAGAGGCUUCCUGAAUGUCCUGUAUACAGACCGACGAAGGAUGAGUUUGAGGAUCCUUUGACUUAUUUGCAGAAGAUUUUUCCAGAAGCUUCAAAAUAUGGUAUUUGCAAGAUCAUAUCUCCUUUGACAGCAACAGUACCUGCAGGCGCUGUGUUGAUGAAAGAGAAAUCUAAUUUCAGGUUCACCACCAGAGUACAGCCUCUUCGACUUGCUGAGUGGGAUUCUGAUGAUAAAGUCACGUUCUUCAUGAGUGGGAGGACUUAUUCAUUUCGUGACUACGAGAAAAUGGCGAACAAGGUAUUUGCACGUAGAUAUUGCAGUGGUGGCUCUUUGCCCGACUCAUUCUUGGAGAAAGAGUUCUGGAAGGAAAUCGCGUGUGGGAAGACUGAAUCAGUUGAGUAUGCGUGUGAUGUAGAUGGUAGCGCGUUUUCAUCUGCACCAGGUGACCCACUAGGAAGCAGCAAAUGGAACUUGAAUAAAGUUUCAAGGCUGCCGAAGUCUAUUCUGCGCCUUCUUGAAACAUCCAUUCCGGGAGUCACUGAACCGAUGCUUUACAUCGGAAUGCUGUUUAGCAUGUUUGCCUGGCAUGUUGAGGAUCAUUAUCUGUACAGCAUCAAUUAUCAACAUUGUGGAGCAUCAAAAACUUGGUAUGGUGUUCCAGGUUCCGCAGCUCUAAAUUUUGAAAAGGUGGUUAGAGAGUGCGUGUACAGUGAUGAGAUCAUGUCAACCAAUGGGGAGGAUGGAGCCUUCGAUGUGCUUCUAGGGAAGACAACUAUAUUCCCACCAAAGAUUCUGUUGGAUCAUGAUGUGCCUGUCUACAAGGCUGUACAAAAACCUGGAGAGUUUGUUGUCACAUUCCCCAGAGCUUAUCAUGCUGGGUUCAGCCAUGGGUUUAACUGUGGUGAGGCAGUGAACUUUGCGAUGGGUGACUGGUUUCCUUUUGGAGCCAUUGCUAGUUGUCGGUAUGCUCAUCUAAACAGAUUGCCAUUGCUUCCUCAUGAAGAACUGAUAUGUAAGGAAGCAAUGCUCUUAAACUCAUGUCCCAAACCCGAGAAUCUGGAUUUCAUCACACCUGCGGAAUUGUCAGGACAACGAAGCGUCAAGACUGCGUUUGUGCAACUGAUUCGUUUUCAUCAUCUGGCUCGAUGGUCUCUGAUGAAGUCAGGAUUAUGCACAGGCCUUAUCUCGAAUACAUACGGAACCAUUGUUUGCAGUUUGUGUAAACGGGAUUGCUAUUUGGCGUUUAUAAACUGCCAGUGUUACUCACAUCCCGUCUGUCUCCGUCAUGAUGUUAAAAAGCUUGACCUUCCAUGCGGGAAAACGAGAACUCUGUUCUUGAGAGAUAACAUUCAAGUCCUGGAAGCUGCUGCAAAGAAGUUUGAGGAAGAAGGUGGAGUUUCAGAUAUGAUUACAAGGGAUGAAGAUUUAUAUGCAUAUCCAUCGUCAAUCAAACUUGCAGCUGCAAAAGAAGAUGGAUAUUCACGGUAUUCCACUAUAUACUUCGACUUCAAUACCGAGUUAGAGAUGGCAUCUGGAAACCAUGUCAUGAACUACGAAGCGAAUGCUUCUUCAUGUAUCUCUUCUGUUGCUGAUGAUUAUGAAUGCUCAACGGCGGCUGAUUACCAGGUGAAUAGACGAGCUAACUGUAGUAGCAGUAGUGAUUCUAAGCUCUCUGAAGACGUAGCAAGCAGCAGUAACAAGAAGUCUCGGUUCUUCUCUGCGGUUCAAGAUGAAGUACUAGUUACGUAUCAGGAAAGUGACGGUUCUGAUUCCGAGAGUUUCAGAGUGAAACGACGUUCCUCGCUGAAAUGUGAGAAUCGAUCAGUUGUUCUGGAGAGGAGAGACUCUGGGCAUCAUCAGGAACAUAAAAGAUUAAAGAGAUCACAGAAGUACCACGAAGGAAGAUAUAGUAGUAGCAGUAGUAGUAGCAAGGAAGAAGUGGUAAUUUCAAAAAGAAAGGUAACUCAUGAGCAGCAGCAAAGUGACGUGAAGAAGAUUGAGAAUCAUUUUGGUGGUGGGUUUAAACGUUUGAAAGUGAAAGCCAUAACGUGACACCCUCCACUUCCUCCUAACUACAAUUUUAUCUCUAACAAUACAAGGUAAAAAGGGAAUCAAAAGCAAAAUUAACUGAUGUUGCUAUUAUUUUUGUGGGAGAAGAAAGAAG